AUGGCGGACUCUGCUUUCGAGUGGGCCUCCGGUCGCGGCUUGGUACGGGUGAAUCCCGUACAUGGGGAGCAGGAGGCAAAAUUGGUAUUGGGUGACAGCUUCUGCUUUAAAGAAGAGACUGGAGUGAGUCGUACUGAACAUGUUCGGAUGGAGAUUGAAGAUGAGAGCGGCGGGAUUUUCCAAGAGAACCUCCCACCCCUGAACUCCGGCGUCGAAUCGCUCCUUCAGCUUGGAGAAGAUGCCAAUAGGGAAGGUGAAGAUGUUGCGCUGCAAAGCUCGGGCUCGUUCAAGUUAGUGUUCCCUGCAGUGCAAGAGAACAGCUCGGCCAUGGCCGUGCAUGCCAACCAGAUUUCGAUCCAAUUGAACACCAUGAAGAAGCUCUACGACGGCCUUGAGACUCUUCAGAAAGAGCUGGCAGUCAACCGAUCUACCACGACGAUCAAGGCAGUGAAGGGCGUUUCUGGGGGGAAGGCAAAAGCCACUUCCUCUCGCUCGCCCAAAGGGCCAGGCGGCAACAAUUCAGGGAAGACCAAACCUGCAAGAAAGGUGACAAAGCCCAAGAAGGCCAAUCCCGCGAUGGCCUGUUUGCUUCACGUCUUGGAGACGGAGGUUUUGCAUGGUGGCAAGGUGCUGAAGUACACGUUUACCGUGGUGAGCCUGAAGGGGGAUUGGCCGUUUUUGCGAUCCAGCAUGGCAUUGAACAACGGCUACAACUGUAAAGACAAGUGUCACAGGUGCAACUUAGGGCUGAAAGAUUCUUUUCUAGAUCAACAGGAAUGGUGGGAUCUAAAGGGAGCGGUGAAGCGCUUGCGGCCGUAUGAUGUCAAUCCAAAGCCGUUCAAAGCCGAGCGCUCGCCACUUCGUGAUCUAGCUAUACUCGAGAACCCAAAAUUCAUCAGAAUAGAUCCUGCUCACACUUUCGCCAUUGACGGAGUGGGAAAGAACUUUGCAGGCACCGCCAUACUUCUCCUCAUGCAUAUGGGAUGGUUCGGGGGAGGCAAUACAGACUAUAAGUUUCAGUACGCCUAUUCGCGCUUUAUGGCAUAUUGCGACGCACGUCAAAAAAGCACAAGCAUCUAUGAAUUCAGCUACAAAACCCUCAAGUUGCCCAUUGGUUCGCUACGCGGCACACCACGUGGCCUUGGAAAGGGACACGACUGCGCCAUCGUCACGGCCUGGUUGGACGAGGAGCUCCAGCAAAUGGACUUGGAGUCAGUGGCAGUUGAAUUUCGUGAUAUCAUGGAGGUCUUGGUGUGGGGUUGCAGUUCAAUCAACCGUUUCUGGAGAUGUAUGUAUGCAAAUGGGGUCUGGCUUAAUCGACUGCAAGUUGAAAACAUGGUUCAAGACGGAUGGGCGUUUGUCGACGGGUACGCCACUCUUGCACGACAAAGCUGCAAAUUUGGUAUGGUCGGAUGCCAAAUCCGGCCAAAAGCCCAUAUGUUCUGCCACCUUCUGCUUGAUCUUGAAGAGAUGCUGUCGCUGGAAUGCGAAUGGGUUCUGAAUCCGGCUACACACUGCACUUGGAGCGACGAAGACUUCAUUGGCAGGGUGAGCAGGGUAAGUCGGAGAAGCCAUGUGCUAACGUGUGCUCUCCACACAAUCCAACGCUGCCUUGGGUUGUACCGCCGGCAGUGGAUCAAAGAAUUCCACCCAGCAGUCAAGCAGUGA
Molecule: messenger RNA, 1668 nt
Organism: Durusdinium trenchii
Lineage: Eukaryota; Dinophyceae; Suessiales; Symbiodiniaceae
Source: the annotation of a GenBank genome assembly